Messenger RNA from Symbiodinium necroappetens, 914 nucleotides. The record is from the annotation of a GenBank genome assembly. Lineage: Eukaryota; Dinophyceae; Suessiales; Symbiodiniaceae.
AUGGGUAUCAACAAGAGUGACGUACGGUUCGUGGUCCAUGCUGGCUUGCCGGCUUCGCUUCACCAUUACUACCAGGAAGCUGGCCGCGCCGGGAGGGACGGCAAGCCUGCUCUUUGCUUGCUGCUCUACCGCCCCAGCGACGUUCCGCGGCACAGCGUCAUGAACUACUACAAGCCGGCAUCCUUACGAGAGCUCUACAAGGCUGCAAUGUAUUGUCACCGGAGCGAGUGUCGGCGCAUGCAGAUCUCGCGUCACUUUGGCGAGGAGCUGCCACCUUGCGACCGUGGCUGUGACGUUUGCAUGGCCAAGCACAGUGACAUCGGCGAACCUCCGGCUCGGAAGAAGCCGCGGCUGACGCCAUCGACCCCACCAGAGGCACUGACAAGCGCUUUGCGUGCUGGUGCAGCAGCACGAGGCCAGGAAGAGCAACUCACACUGGCAAAGCUUUCGGACAAGGUCCAGAAAAGUUGCAAGUGGCGCGGAGAGAUGGCGUCUGAGGCAGUCAUGUAUGUGGCACUGUCCCUGCUUGGAGCUGGCUACUUGAGGGAGGAGUUUCGGCACUCCCCGUAUGCGACGAAUGCCUACUUGGUGGCCACCCCGAGCGCUGAUCGCAUGUUGGCCGGCGAGACGGAGAUCUCUGCAGAAGCUCAGGCGCUGAGCUCUCCACCAGAGCUGCUUUUCAGCCCAGUAGAUGCUUGUGGCGCAUCCUCCGCGGCCAAAGAAGCAGUUGCUCUUCGUGCAGGUCCUGGCGGUGCAGGUGCUGGCAUUCGACAGAGCCUGCGGCAACUGCGGGCACUGCUGGGGAAGCAGGCUGGGGUGCCGGGGCAGUUCGUGCUCACGGACGAGGAGAUCGCGGGACUGUCGGAGUUGGAGUUGCCUGGUGUGGAGGAGCUCAGCCCACUAUCCGCGGUGAA